AAAUAGUGGAUACAUGGCGCCGGAAUAUGCUAUGGAAGGACUCUUUUCUGUCAAAUCAGAUGUGUUUAGUUUUGAAGUAAUUUUGUUGGAGAUUAUAAGUGGAAAAAAGAAUAACGGGUUUCAUCUUUCAGAACAUGGUGAAAGCCUUUUGACAUUUGCAUGGAAAUUAUGGUCAAAAGGUGAAGGAAUGAAACUAAUAGAUGAGCAUUUUGCUGGUUCAAGUGUGCCAACAGAAGUGCUUAAAUGCAUUCAGAUUGGUUUAUUGUGCGUGCAAGUAGAUCCAGCAAAUAGACCAACUAUGUCAACUGUUGUUGCCAUGUUGGGAAGUGAGACCAUAACGCUUCCUCUACCAGUAGAACCUACAUUUUACGUUGGACAUUUUGUUGCAGAAGCAAUUCAACUCAGUUUCACUGAUAGAAUAUUUUCUGUUAAUGAGGUUACGAUUUCAAGCAUUUCAACUCGAUGAUUAAUUAGUUGUUGCAUGUUGCUUUUGAAAAAUUGUUAAUAUGCUAUUUUAUAUUGGAUGUAAAAUACUAAAACGUUUUGCAACUUUUCAUUUAAACAACUAGAGAUUUUCUUUCAUUAUAUUGUAAUGAUUUUGUUUUUAAUGUAUCUUAAUGCCAUUCAGUUUUUAAAAUUUCAUAA
Molecule: messenger RNA, 645 nt
Organism: Gossypium arboreum
Lineage: Eukaryota; Viridiplantae; Streptophyta; Magnoliopsida; Malvales; Malvaceae
Product: cysteine-rich receptor-like protein kinase 44
Exons: 2
Coding region: 14-466 (150 amino acids)
Biological process (GO): protein phosphorylation
Molecular function (GO): protein serine/threonine kinase activity
Source: RefSeq, a predicted model, not a curated record